GCAUUUCUCUGUUAUUGGUUCUCAUUGUCGAAAAAAGGAUUGGUCGUGUCAGUGCGUGAUAAUUAAUUUUAAUUUAUCAAUUAGUUGUGAUUUGUGUUGUAUACGUCAUUGGAUAAUCACACUUCAUUAAAUCAGUAGGAUGGAUGCUUCAUAUCAAGGCGGCGUGACCUACGAAGAAAGGGGCGAGAGCUUCCAGCAGUUGUCGUCGACGAUAGCCAGUAAUAUGAAGAAAAUAUCACAAAAUGUAUCCUCAAUGUCCAAGAUGGUCAACCAGCUGCAGACUCCUCAGGACUCGCAGGAGCUGCGCAAUCAACUGCGUCAGAUCCAGAAUUACACCCAAAAGAUGGCCAAAGACACGUCCUCGAUGAUCAUGGACAUGCCUGUGGAGCAGCCCGCGGGAAAGCUGACCAGGGAGCGGCUCAGCGAUGAGUACAUGGCCACACUCAACGCCUUCCAGGCGACACAAAAAUCGGCUGCUGCAAAGACGAAAGAGGAUGUGCGUAAAGUGAAGGCCCAGAGCGCCACUUUCAACAUUGGGGAUCCGUUUGGCAUGUCCGGUCGCAGCAACGACCUGGUGGAGAUGGACGACAACACGCGCCGGCAGGAGCAGGUGACGAUGCAGACCGAGCAGGACCUGCAGCAGCUGGAGGAGCGAGAGCGGGACAUCAGGCAGCUUGAGAGCGACAUUCUAGACGUGAACCAAAUAUUCAAGGAACUGGGCACCAUGAUCCACGACCAGGGCCAAGUUGUGGACUCCAUCGAGUCCAGCGUCGAGUACACCGCCCACAACGUGGAGGCCGCCACGGCGGAACUCCGACAGGCCUCCAACUACAAGAAUAAGCUGCGAAAGAAGAAAGUAUAUAUCGCGAUUAUCCUCAUAGUGAUCGUCUCGAUUAUUUUAAUAAUUGUAUUUAACCAUUAACGUCCAUUAAUAACCCAAUAUUGUUAAUGAUUUAAAUAGGAACAUUAUAUUAUUGUGGUGAAAUUCUUUAAAAACGCAUUAUCUAUUUCAAAAGA
Molecule: messenger RNA, 1017 nt
Organism: Cydia amplana
Lineage: Eukaryota; Metazoa; Arthropoda; Insecta; Lepidoptera; Tortricidae
Gene: Syx7
Product: syntaxin-7
Exons: 8
Coding region: 140-922 (260 amino acids)
Biological process (GO): vesicle fusion; vesicle-mediated transport; intracellular protein transport
Cellular component (GO): SNARE complex; synaptic vesicle; endomembrane system
Molecular function (GO): SNAP receptor activity; SNARE binding
Source: RefSeq, a predicted model, not a curated record